UUUGUUCAUUGAUGAUAACCCAUGUUUGAUUCGUAUUAUGGAUUGAGCGAGUGAAGUGGCGAUUUUGUCUCUCUGCCAUCACAAAGUAGUUAUGCAGUCGCCAACAUUCCACCAUUCAUCUUUCCCUCCAAACCCUCUUCACCAAAUCAGCUUUGUUUGUAGAAUCUGGUGAAGUUUUUGACUUUUAGGUUGUUGGUGAAGUACAAGGGGUGAAUUGGAUUAAAUUAGUUGUUUGUAGUUUGGGGGCAAGGACACAACCCAGUGAAUUGAAAUGAGUGGAGUGGGAAUUGAUAUUGGGAAUGAGAACUGUGUGAUUGCUGCAGCGAAACAACGUGGGGUUGAUGUUUUGUUGAAUGAUGAAUCCAAACGUGAAAACCCUGCUGUGGUUUGCUUUGGAGAAAAGCAAAGGUUUUUAGGGUCAGCUGGUGCUGCUUCUGCCAUGAUGCAACCCAAGUCCACCAUAUCUCAAGUGAAGAGACUAAUAGGCCGGAGCUUUUCGGACCCUGAUGUUCAGAAUGACUUAAGAAUGCUCUCUGUUGAUACUUCAGAAGGCCCAGAUGGUGGCAUUUUGAUUCACUUGAAAUACUUGAACGAGACUCAUGCAUUUACCCCGGUCCAAAUAGUGGCAAUGCUCUUUGCUCACUUGAAGACUAUAGCCAAAAAAGAUAUGAGGACCUCUGUUUCUGACUGCGUUAUUGGGGUUCCAUCGUACUUUACCAACUUGCAAAGACAAGCUUAUCUUGACGCAGCGACAAUUGCUGGGUUGAAGCCUUUGGGGUUGAUCCAUGAUUGCACUGCAACUGCUCUUAGUUAUGGAGUUUACAAAACAGAUUUUCCCAGUGCAGCUCCUAUUUAUGUUGCAUUUGUUGACAUAGGUCAUUGUGAUACUCAGGUCUCUGUUGCAGCGUUUCAGGCUGGUCAAAUGAAGAUACUUUCGCAUGCUUUUGACAGGAGCUUAGGGGGGAGAGACUUCGAUGAGGUUCUGUUUAGUCAUUUUGCUGCACAAUUUAAGGAACAGUACAGCAUUGACGUGCAUUCUAAUGCCAGGGCACAGAGGAGGCUGCGUGUAGCAUGUGAGAAGUUGAAGAAGGUUUUAAGCGCAAAUGCAGAGGCUGCUCUGAACAUUGAGUGUUUGAUGGAUGAAAAAGAUGUGAAGGGCUUUAUGAAGAGGGAAGAAUUUGAGAAUCUGGCAUCAGGGUUAUUGGAGAGAAUUUGUAUUCCUUGCAACAAAGCGGUGUCUGAUGCAGGCUUGACAAUAGAAAAGAUUAAUUCUGUUGAGUUAGUUGGUUCAGGAUCACGGAUUCCAGCUAUAACUAGGUUAUUAACUUCUCUAUUUAAGAGAGAACUUAGACGCACACUGAAUGCAAGUGAGUGUGUAGCUCGUGGUUGUGCUCUCCAGUGUGCCAUGCUCAGUCCUGUUUUCCUUGUCAAGGAAUAUGAGGUCCAGGAUUCUAUUCCUUUUUCCAUUGGACUUUCAUCUGAUGGAGGUCCAAUUUUUGCAGGAUCAGAUGGUGUACUCUUCCCAAAAGGCCAACCCAUUCCAAGUGUUAAAAUUCUAACACUUCAGUGCAGUAAUUUGCUGCGCCUGGAAGCAUUCUAUGCUAAUCCAGAUGAAUUACCACCAGGGACAUCUCCUAAAAUCAGUUGCUUCACAAUUGGUCCUUUCCAUGGAUCCCAAGAAAGUAAGGCAAGAAUUAAAGUUCAACUAAAUUUGCAUGGCAUUAUCAGUAUUGAAUCAUCUACUUUAGUUGACGAUCAUGUGGAUGAUUCAGUUACAACAGGUGUUUAUCAUUCAAACUCUGAAGCAAUGAAUGUUGAACCUGUUUCUGAGACAAUUGAAAAUGUCACUGAAGAUAAUAUCAAUAAUAAGUGUGAAUCUCCAAAUCAUUCUGCUGAUGGUACAAGAAAAGAUAAAGCUAACGGAAGGCUUCAUGUACCAGUGACUGAGAACAUCUAUGGUGGAAUGACCAAGCCUGAGAUCUUGGAAGCCCAAGAAAAAGAACUCCAGUUGGCCCAUCAGGACACAACAAUGGAGCUAACCAAAGACACAAGGAAUUCAUUGGAGUCUUAUAUUUAUGAAACGAGGAAUAAGCUCUUCAGCACAUACGAGAGGUUUUCAAGUAAAAAUGAGAGGGAUGAGAUAUCUAGGACCCUGAAAGAGACCGAGGAAUGGCUUUAUGAUGAUGGUGAUGAUGAAACUGUGCAUGCUUAUUCUGCAAAACUGGAAGAUCUAAAACAGCUGGUGGAUCCAAUUGAGUUUCGGUAUAAAGACACAGCAGACAGACCACAAGCUACAAGGGAUUUGUUAAGUUGCAUUGUAGAGUAUCGAAUGUCUGCAGAUUCUCUCCCACCCCAAGAAAAAGAACUGAUAAUCGAUGAGUGCAAUAAAGCAGAGCAGUGGCUAAGAGAGAUGACGCAGCAACAAGAUCUUUACCCUAAGAACUUUGAUCCAGUAUUAUUGUCAAGUGAUAUCAAGAGCAAGACACAGGAUUUAAACUUAGCAUGCCAACAGAUAUUGAAAUCCAAGCGUUCAACAAUUCCAGAAGACGAGCAGAAUACUUCUAAUGAACAAUGAAGACAAUGAUGUGAUGAUACCAUGAACUGAAGACCUAAAUUUUUAUUAGUCAAUAGCUUCUGACAAAUGUGCACUUUUUUUAUAUAACAUUUUUUCCCCGUCUGGGGAGUAGAAAGAGAUAAAUAUAAAUACAGGGAAAUUACCUGUUGAAUUUGCUUUUAUUAUUUUAUUUGUGACCCCACGUUCUACUAAAGGCGUCCAAUGAUUUUUAUCUAACCCUUUGAAUUGAUUA
Molecule: messenger RNA, 2807 nt
Organism: Cajanus cajan (pigeon pea)
Lineage: Eukaryota; Viridiplantae; Streptophyta; Magnoliopsida; Fabales; Fabaceae
Product: heat shock 70 kDa protein 16
Biological process (GO): protein folding
Cellular component (GO): nucleus; cytosol
Molecular function (GO): ATP-dependent protein folding chaperone; ATP binding
Source: RefSeq, a predicted model, not a curated record